AUGUCACCGUUCUACAACGGUAUUAACGUUGACGUCAGAAGAGGGGUUAGGCAAGGCGAUACCAUCUCGCCAGAACUAUUCAUCGCUACCCUCCAAAACGUCAUGCGAACAUUGGAUUGGGAUAAUAUGGGAUUGAAAAUCGAUGGUCGGCAGUUACACCAUCUUCGUUGUGCUGAUGACAUCGUCCUUAUAACACCAAACAUUAGCCAAGCGGAACGUAUGCUUGCCGACUUUGAUAAAGCCUGUGGAAAGAUUGGUCUUCGACUAAAUCUCACAAGAGCGAUGUUCAUGAGGAACAGACUGGUUUCGUAUGCUCCAUUCAAGCUCAACGGAACGAAUAUCUCCGAACGCUCCAGUUAUGUCUGUCUAGGUCGGGAAGUCGACAUGAUAAGCCAUUUAGCUCCAGAGCUGAGCAGAAGGAAACGAGCGGCUUGGGGAGCUUUCAAGAGCAUCGAGGAUGUAGUGGGGAGAACAAAGAACACCUGA
Molecule: messenger RNA, 486 nt
Organism: Angiostrongylus costaricensis
Lineage: Eukaryota; Metazoa; Nematoda; Chromadorea; Rhabditida; Metastrongylidae
Source: the annotation of a GenBank genome assembly